UUUUUUUUCUUUUUUUUUUGCAAGAAGCGAUGAACUCCCCAACUCGCCGCUGAGCGCUUGGCCAAUGCCUCUCCUUUUCCAAUCGAUGCCGAGAAGAUGGGGAAACUUCAUUCAAAACAUGCCGCUGUUUGCAAACUGAGAGAAAGUCCCGAAGGUGAUAGUUUUGCAGUGAAUGCCUCCCUGGCUCGGAAAGGUCUCGAGGACUGGAUGGUGAAGCAGAAAUAUCUGGGAAGCGGGAACGGAGGUUUGGGACUCCAAGCUGGGUGUCAACACCGGGCGGUCUGCCGGCUCUCUGGCUCCAGGGAUCCGGCAGGCGAAGGCUUCAGGGAGGCAAUAGAAAAUGAACACUUCCACCUGGAAGUGGCUUUGCCUCCAGAGAAGAUGGAUGGAGCUUGCAGCGGCGAUGAAAAGAAAAUGGAAAAGGAAACCGAUGCACGUGCAAGUGCCAAAAAGCAACUAAAAUUUGAGGAACUGCAGUGUGAUGUGUCCGUUGAAGAAGACAACAGGCAAGAAUGGACUUUCACGCUGUAUGACUUUGACAACAACGGCCGAGUCACACGGGAGGACAUCACCAGCUUGCUUCAUACUAUCUAUGAGGUAGUCGAUGCUUCCGUAAACCACUCCCCUAGCUCCAGUAAAACCUUACGUGUGAAACUUACCGUAGCGCCGGACGGGAGUCAGAAGAAAAAAGGCAUUCUGCUGAACCACACUGAUCUUCAAAGUUCAAGGCACAGAACGGAGAGCAAAGCCAAUGAGGAUCUGAGGAGUUGCGAGAAGAAGCAACGAGGGUCUCUCAGAUACCACCACGCCGAUAUCAAGUCUGAACAGAACGGAUGCUAUCGUCAUUGCGUCGAUGAAAAUAUCGAGAGGAGAAACCACUAUUUGGAUCUUGCAGGAAUAGAAAACUAUACUUCAAAAUUUGGACCAGGAUCUCCACCUGCUGCUCAGAAACAUGACCCGCCCGUCCGAGUGGCAAAUCAAACUAGAUCCCGUUCUCACGAACCAGAAAUCUUCCAUGCUCACCAGCGGAAGUCAACAGCAGCAGACCCUGGCCACGUCAGUUUAAUGGAAGCGUCCUAUGCCAAGCUGGCGGAAAUCCAACAUAGGCUGCGGAGUCAGGAUGCAAACAGGCACUUUGUGAAAUCACCCAAGUCCCAGAGCAAAAAUGCAGCUUCCAUUCAUGUGGGAAGGGCCGUAAGGAGUAAACCGGUUCCCGGAACGUCUAUCCCGAUAACUUCCCCUACGGCACGGGUCGGCCAAAACCUUCCUUAUCUCCCCAUGCAGUCUCAGCAGACUUACAAGAAACACAAGCAGAGGGCCAAGGAGGCUCACCAAAUGUGCAAAACCUUCCAGGCCCCGGGGACAGUGGUGGAGAAAGAGCACGUCAGAGACCUUCCCGCCGUCAUCUUGUACGAAGGCCAAGUCGGACAGAUGAUCCAGCGGCACGAACACCACCAUCACCACGAGCACCAUCAUCACUACCAUCACUUCUACCAGACAUGAGCCCAGACCCCCCCCUCCCUCGUCCAAUUGGGAUCAUCCCGUAUGAAGGAAGCCCUGUGAAGCAGUUCUCCCACAAGAAGGCGUCGUUCUUAAUUGACGUUGUUGCCACACCGUUAAUAUUUCACUAGUACCUAUGUUAGGACUUAAAAACACUAAUAAUAAUAAUAAUAAUAAUCUAACACUAUUUAUAUUACGUGGACCUGUAUCUCUUACUUUAAUAACUUGUGGGUUUUUAUUUUCGAGUUGGCUUGUAUAAAAAGAAAGAAACACACCGUGCGCAACCACAAACAGCCAAUUGUUAUUCUAAGGAGCUGGGUCUGAAUACAGGCCAUUCAUGCACUUCGGGGAAUGAUCCCUUCCUCUGUGGUACCGGAAAAGAUGCUACCGGCGAUGUGGUUCGGCAUCUGGCCCAGCCACGUGUCGGCUCAGUGCAGGGAGCCUGUCGUCAGGGGAACAACAUUCCAAGGUUCUGGACUCCGGGAAUACAAAACAGCUGCUACCUCUAGUCUAAUGCAGAACUUCCAAUUGAUUGUACUGUGCUACAAGGAGGGUGUGGGUUUUUGUUUUUUUUUAAACUCCAAUGCAUUCACGUAACCUGUUUAUGUUGUGCUCCUCACCUCUUUACAAGCUAUAUCUUAAUAUUCACAAUACUAUUAACUUUGUCAACAC
This is a messenger RNA of Heteronotia binoei (common prickly gecko), 2172 nucleotides long. It is a transcript of the gene NKD1, whose product is annotated as NKD inhibitor of WNT signaling pathway 1. Gene Ontology annotation, molecular function: calcium ion binding. The transcript is spliced from 10 exons. Gene Ontology annotation, cellular component: cytoplasm. NCBI's taxonomy places the organism in Eukaryota, Metazoa, Chordata, Lepidosauria, Squamata, Gekkonidae. Bases 97 to 1503 code for a protein of 468 amino acids. The record is from RefSeq and is a predicted model, not a curated record. Gene Ontology annotation, biological process: negative regulation of Wnt signaling pathway.